Molecule: messenger RNA, 5947 nt
Organism: Ruditapes philippinarum (Manila clam)
Lineage: Eukaryota; Metazoa; Mollusca; Bivalvia; Venerida; Veneridae
Product: WD repeat-containing protein 26-like
Exons: 14
Coding region: 211-1938 (575 amino acids)
Biological process (GO): proteasome-mediated ubiquitin-dependent protein catabolic process
Cellular component (GO): GID complex
Molecular function (GO): protein binding
Source: RefSeq, a predicted model, not a curated record
UGCACGUGACGUCAUAAAGGAAAACAUUGGACAGUCGAUCACAGCUCUGUGCAUACAUGUCGCAUUUUCUCCUUUAUUUUCCUUCUGGGUUGCACAUCCAGACAGAUACGAACCCUAAAAUCGAGCGCUGACAUACUGGCAUCGUCGUCGGACUCCGAGAGCGGUGGUCUGACCCCUCCACCGCGGAAAAAGCUUAAAACUUGUGUCAGUAUGCAGACCAAUGGUACCACACAACAACACAAUGGAGAAACCGUGGAGAUGCCGUCGGUUUCGCAACAUAACGGCACCUGUGAGGGGUCGUUUAAUGGUGAACUAACGGAUAAACCUUCUCCACAAAAAACAAUGUCAAGAUCUGAUGUAGAUAUCAUUCGAUUGAUAGGACAGCAUUUGAGGGGACUUGGACUAAAUCACACUGUUGAUGAGUUAAUAGCCGAGUCGGGUUGCAUGUUAGAACAUCCAGCUGCAGCUAAGUUUAGAUCUCAUAUAAUGACAGGGGAAUGGUCGAAGGCAGAUGAAGAUUUGGAGGAUCUGAUAACUCUAGUGGAGAAGUCAGACAGUAUUCUGGAGAUGCGUUUCCUUAUCAUGGAACAAAAGUAUUUGGAGUUGUUGGAAGAUGGACAUGUAUUAGAGGCUUUACAGUGUCUAAGACAUGAACUUACACCACUAAAAUAUAACACUGAGAGGGUUCAUGAACUUAGCACGUUUAUGAUGUGUAGUAAUCCGGAAGAUUUGCAUGAAAUGUCAGAAUGGUGCGGUAAAGGUCAGGAGACAAGACAAAAGCUCAUUGAAAAAUUACAAGCAUUCCUGCCUCCAUCAGUGAUGUUACCUCCUCGAAGAUUGAUGACCCUUCUAAACCAAGCUGUUGAAUUACAGAAAGAUAAAUGCCCUUAUCAUAACACCAAGUCCACAAAUACUCUAGAAGAUGUCUCUUUGUUGCUUGACCAUGUCUGUAGCAAGGAACAAUUUCCAUGUCAGACAGCUCAAGUGCUCAAUGAUCACUGUGAUGAUGUCUGGUUCCUACGUUUCUCACCAGAUGGAACUAUGCUGGCCACCGGCUCAAAGGAUGGUACCCUCAUAGUCUGGGAUGUAGAAAAGGAAACUGGAACAGUAAAACAUAAAAGAACAUUUGAAAACCAUUCAUAUGGGGUAUCAUACAUUGCAUGGAGCCCUGAUUGUACAUACAUCAUAGCCUGUGGACCAGACGAUUGCUCUGAACUCUGGCUAUGGAAUGUUUUGACUGGAGAGUUAAAGGUGAAGAUGAGCCAAUCACCUGAAGAUAGUUUAACAAGUGCAUCCUGGCAUUGUGAUGGCAGGAAGUUUGUUACAGGUGGUGUCCGGGGACAGUUCUACCAGUGUGAUUUAGAUGGUAAUGUGUUAGAUUCCUGGGAAGGAGUCCGGGUUCAAUGUCUUGCCUGCCAGGUAGAUGGUAAACUUGUGUAUGCUGCCGACACACACUUCCGCAUUAGAGGUUACAACUUCGAUGAACUUACAGACUGCCAUUUAAUUCAGGAGUCACACCCUAUCAUGUCUUUCACAUUAAAUGAAACAGGACGGCUAUGCCUGCUGAAUAUAGCAAGUCAGGGAGUCCAUUUAUGGGACCUAAAAGACCGUGUUUUAGUACGUAAAUUUCAAGGUGUGUCACAAGGAACAUAUGCAAUACAUUCAUGUUUCGGUGGUCUCAAUCAGGAUUUUGUUGCCAGUGGAAGUGAAGAUAAUAAAGUAUAUAUUUGGCAUGCACGGCGAGAAAUGCCCAUCACUGUAUUAGAAGGUCACUCACGCACUGUCAACUGUGUUCAUUGGAAUCCCAAAGUGCCUAGCAUGCUGGCAAGUGCGUCAGAUGAUGGCACAGUACGGGUAUGGGGUCCAAGGUUACCUACCAAUUCAAAAACAGGAUCAAACUCAAGUUGUAUAGAAUCUGGUCGAAGUACUCCUGUAUAACACAGACUCAAAAUUAGGCUUCCAAAAUUUUCAUCAACAUCGUUCAAAUGCAUGAAGAAAUCGCCUGCUGCAAAUUGUUUCAAAAUUUUACAUCAUUUCAUUAUCAAGUGUUGAAAAUCCUCUUUUGAAGAUGAAAAAAAUCUAAAACAUGCAUUCUCAUUAGUGGAGUUCGACUGUAUGUUUCGAAGUACAAUAUGAUGGAUUGGAGGACCCAAAAUUCUAAGGAUAGUUACAUACUAAAAAUGUGUCUUACGAGGAAGAAAGUUCAAACACUUAUAACGUCCAUACAUCAUUUAUUUAUUAGGGUUUACGUUGCAUGAAUGAAAUCAUUACCAUUUUUGAUAAAAGUUUGUGUAAUGUUACGCAUCUUUUUUUUUACAUAGAACAAUUUUUAUCACAAGACUUUUUAUUGAUGACAUUGUCAAUUUUCAUUACAUUUAUGAUUAUGUAUGAUAAAUUAUAUUUAGCUGAUGUCAUAGGUCAAAUAAUCAUGCAUGUAUUAAAUUGAACAUGUUAUAAUUGUAGGACAAGUAGUGAGUGACUAUUUUUUUAUCUUUACCACUCUAGAUACUGUAAAUGGAAUUGUCAGUCUUUUAAUUUAGACAAAACCAUUCAUCAUUUUUAGGGAAAAUGUUAAAAUAUAUACUUACUGAAGAGCAAACGGCAGAUCAAACGGCAGAGCAAACGUCAGAUCAAGAUCAGACGGCAUGGAUUUGCAGGCAGAUGUUGGGUCUGCACUGGUUGUAUGGGCAGACUCAUUCACUGCCAGCAGGCUGAAGGUUAAGGGUGUAUACAACAAAUAAGAUGGAAGAAUUUAAUACAAUCAAUAAAACACUGAAUUUAUGUAAUGGACUUGCCCUGUCUAGGUAUUUGGAACUAUACAUUGUUAUUUCAAGGGGUUUCAAUUUCAAAUUCAAAAUUUGAUCAGGGAACAGUAUAAAUUUAGUCUGACUACACAGGCAUGCAGGCUGGCCAGAUUUUUAUGCUAGUAGUAUAGGCAAGUCAGUGUAACUUGAGUUGCUGUUAAUGCACUAAAUUUCUUCCUUUACCAUUUGUUUUUGGUGCCUAAAAUUUAUUUCUAUUUCUUCUGAAGUUUUUUUUAAAAUGCAUUAAAUCAGUCUAUUUUUGCUCUUAAAGAAAAAUGUGUUAGAAAUUCGGCAUUUUAUAAAUGGUUAAUGACUUCUAAUAAAAAUUAGAAAUUUAUUUUCUGAAUGCAAUUCAGUGAUGUUGUCUCUAAAACGAACACAGACUUGUUUCUGUAUUUUAUCUAUUAUUGCAAAUUAUGAGAAUAUACUAAAUAUGGACAUAUGUUCAAAGCUAAAGAGCUAUUAGUAUGCUAUUUACUUUUAUAGAAACCAGUUAUCAGUAACCAUGUUUUUCUAUUGUCUUGUUUUGUGCUAGAAAUUAUGCUGUGUUAUUUAAGUGAUAAAUUUGGUCGUCUAAAUAUAAUUGUGUAAAACAGUCGUCUAUGUUGAAAUGUGUGACCGUAGACAUAAUUGAACGCGCCAUGACGAAACCAACAUAAUGGGUUUGCUACCAGCAUGGAUCCAGACCAGCCUGGGCAUACAGUCUGUUCAGGAUCCAUGCUGUUUUCUAUCAGUUUCUGUACUUAUUAUAGGGUUUGUAAGCGAACAGCAUGGAUCCUGAUCAGACUGCACGGAUGCGCAGGCUGGUCUGGAUCCAUGCUGGUCGCAAACCCAUAUGUUGGUUUUGUCAUGGUGCGGCUCAAUUAUAUGUUUGUGUUAUUUUAUGUUUGUAUAUAUGCUAAAUGCAGAUUUUAAUAUGGGUAUUAUAUUUUUUGUUUCUUUUUAUUUCCAAACAUUGUUUGUAAAUUGUUGUGGAAUGGGUUUGUUUUAUGAUAACUGAAUCAUGUCACCCCCUUGUUAGAGAGUAUUCCCAGUUUGUAUUUUGUGUUUUAUAUGAAUGUAUUAAAUAGUUUAUGAUUAUGAAAAAUAAUUUCCAACUUGUUAAAUGAACAUAUGUAUACAAGAUAAUCUAUUUAUCUAUUUUGCCUAUAAGAUAUGAUUGUUUUGAACACAGUGGUGUCGAUUAUAAAUUAGAUCUGAUUCAUUUUGGUUUGAAUCUGUUACAUCUGUGGAAAUUAAAGAAAAAAGUUCUUGAAAACAAGCAUUCCUUUUCUUAACGUUUUGUUUCUUCUUUUGGAACUAUUAUUAUUUUUAUUAAGAUUUCUAAACGUACAUCCUAAUUUCCAGUUUCAGUUUUUUAUUUCCUACUUAGUGGUUUCAUUUUUCUGUCCUUCCAUUUUUUGUCCAAAUUUGGGAAGAAUUUUCUUUAUUUUGUAUGCCUUUUGUUAUCAUGAUCUGUUAUUUUAUGAAACACUAAGUGUGCUAUCUAUAAAUGAUUUAGAACCUUUAAAUUUAAGGUAAACAUGUCCCCACAUGAUACAAGGUUCUUUAGGACAUCCAUUCUGAUAAAUGUUUACAUUUUACAUGUAAAACAGAUAUUGAUACAAUUCUGAAGGAACACAUUCCUUAUAAGAAAUGUUCCAGACAUGGUUUGACGGAAGACGAUAAUAAAGAGGCCAAUGUUUAAUCAAGUGGGGAAAAAGUAGCUUUAUUGUGAGACAUCUUAGUACUGUAAUAGUGAUAUGUCAAUGUGUGAAAAUGAUCAAGGUGAUGUAGAAAAAGGCUGGGCUAUAUCUUAAUAUUUAUUCAAUACAAAAGUAUGAAAAUGUAAUACGGUAAAAAAGGAAAUAUGCAAAACAAAAUAGAAAUCUUAGAUAGAAAAAUUGAGCGUAUCUUGUAACACACAUUGAAGGGAAGCAAUUGUCAAAUUUUUAAGGUGUUGCCUGUGAUACCCAGUGUUUAUUGGUUCGAGCCCUUCUUGAUUCACAUCCUUGCUUCCUCAAAUCACACCUGCACAGGUUAGUCCCAGGCAUCAUAUAUUUUUAUGAGGCAGGAAUUUAUUUCACAGUCUGGCAUGAAAUAAAAUACAUUAAAUGAAAUUUUGUGUCAUAGUUUACCUGUGCUGAUUUUGGAAUUGCCCUUUGUUAGCACUUGACCUGCUGGUUUUUUUUUUAUAAAUGGACUUGUCCAACUUCCAUUAUUUGGAACUGUCCAUUAUAAAUUUUGGGGACGUCCAGAGGAGAAAAUUACACCAUUUUGAAAACAGGUCAUGUCUUGUUGUUUGUACACUGGCAAAUUUUAUUGUAAAUAGCAAUGGAGUGAAAAAAAAUAUUUUUUUUUAUUUAUAAAUGUCUAUGUAUUUGACUCUGUGAUUCUGUUAGUGUAUUGAUGUCAAGGUAGUUACCCAUAAAGCCAUGUAGAAAUUAGGUCACAGUAUAUAAUAGUGCUUUCAAAAUUUCCUUCAUUACGUGUUGUUUACAAAAAUUUGAACAUUUUGUUUGCGUGAUCCUCCAUUUGCGUUCUUUUUUUGGACAUUCCCUCAUUUAAUAUAUGAUUUUCAUUUGUUGAUUAGUCAUAAUUUUUUUCUUUAAACAGUUUUGAAAUAUAAGUUCACAGGAUUUUGUUUGUUAUUGUUGAGAGCUCUGAAGAAAUUUUGGCUGACACUUGGCUAUAAUCAUUCAUAGAUAACAAAACAAAAGAUUGCAACCUGAUCGAGAAAUUGCUGCGGCAGAAAUGAAAGUUUUAUUAAGCCAGACAGUUUUUUAGAAAUUUACAGCUGUAAUAAAUUGAUGUACACUUCUACUACAAUAUAGGAUGUACUCUUUGGCUUUAAAAACAAUUAUAAUGUUCAAUAUUAUAAAAUUGCCGCAAGUGUCAGUCUAGCAUUAAAUUCAUUAUUGGCUAUUAUUACAUUGUAUGAAGUUAUCUUUGUUUCAUAUUUUUCGUUACAGAAUAAAAGAUCAGAUAUUCGAAUGCAUGAUGAAAAAUUAUGGAGUAGAAUGCAUAGGUUUUGUUCUAAAUGGUAAAUGUUUUAGUUGAAUGAUUUUAUAUUCCCAUACAGUGUUUUUCUUUUCUUCUGGUUUCAAAUACUAUGAUUGUGUAACAAUAUUUUAUAGUAAUAAUAAUAAAUGAAUAGAAAUAAA